AUGCUUUCCGGCACGGAUAUAAUCUCGAUGCCGUUCACAAAUGCAUAUGAACCCGAACUCUUUCGUGAAAGGUUUCACUCCGAGGGCACAUGCGGUGAGCGAAGCACUGAAGUUGCCGAGCAAGGUAAAUGGGCUGGCUUGGACCGUGAACAAGUCCUCAAGUCCUUUGAAGCCAUUGUAUUGGGCCGGGUUGAAGUGAAGGCGGAGGAUUUUCGGGCCCGGGCCCACUCGGAAUGCGGGACUCGGUUGCUGGAUAAUAACUUGCCGUUAGCCGCUGAGGUUGUCGAGUGGCCUUUUAUUUGCAUAAUCGAAGCAGAUUUCGGGUUUGUGAUGUCCCCAACCCAUUCCCGGCCGUUGGGCGCCGGGAAAAUGCCGGUCGAGCCGCAGUUAAUUGAUACGUCGCCUGUGAAAAGGGAAGUAGGGAAUGGAACUUUUGAAUAUGAUGUGGACGUUGGCUUGAGGCUUCGAAAAAAACGGUGCAUGAUCGGCGCCUUUGAGAUGGAAUACCUGCUCAGGUGGACUUUUGUUGACCAUGCCUUCCUGUACAGCAAGCGGUAUAGCAUUGUCUUCUAG
Messenger RNA from Striga asiatica, 573 nucleotides. Lineage: Eukaryota; Viridiplantae; Streptophyta; Magnoliopsida; Lamiales; Orobanchaceae. The record is from the annotation of a GenBank genome assembly.